AAACUCCCACAUAACUCAUCAAAUGUACGCAACCCCCCCAACCCCAAGACUCUACUCCUCCGAAACUAAAGAUGGACUCCUACAACAACACCGACAAAAACCUCACCAAGCCUCCCACCAGUUCUAAGAAACUACCCAUCUCAAUCUUCGUCAUCUCUCUCCCCCUCCUCUACGUCUCCCUCCUUAACGUACCCCUCUCCUCCCUCUUUAAAGACACGGCCUUCUUGUUCCUCGUCUCCAACUCCAUCAUCAUCGUUGUCGCCGCUGAAUCCGGCGUCUUCGCCUCCUCCUCAUCCUCGACCAGCAGUAACGAUGCUCUCUACGAUGAUUACGUCAGGCACGUACCGAAAGCGAGAAGUGCGUACUCGAACCCAAUACCUCAAACGUCGAACAUGGCCGGAGAGGAAGAAGAAAUACCGAAGCAUGUUGUUCGAGAAUCGAGCAAUGCUCGUGAGGAGGGAGAAAGCUCAAAAGAAAUAAGACUAGACUCGGAGCCGGAGGCAGAACCAGCUGAGCAAAAGCAGGAGCCGGUGUCUGAUGAGCCGGAGCCGGAACUUGAACUAGAGAUCACAGAGGUUGCGCCGGAGAGACCAAAGUACGAGAGGAGGUGGUCAGAACUGUCUCUCACGAAGACCGAGAUGUCGAAGGACUUGCUUCCUAGGGCGAACACGAUGACGGAGAAGAGGAGUUGUGCGAUGGAGGAGAAUGAUUACGUGAGGAUGAGCGAUGAGGAGCUUAACGAGAGAGUGGAGGACUUCAUUAGGAGGUUUAAUAGAGAGAUUAGGCUUCAGGAGAGGAUGAGUAGUGCUGUAUUUUAGGCAUUGAUUCAGUUUAGAAACUUAAUGCAUGUUGUAAUUAGCAGAGUUUA
Molecule: messenger RNA, 868 nt
Organism: Asparagus officinalis (garden asparagus)
Lineage: Eukaryota; Viridiplantae; Streptophyta; Magnoliopsida; Asparagales; Asparagaceae
Exons: 1
Coding region: 72-818 (248 amino acids)
Source: RefSeq, a predicted model, not a curated record